GCCCUCUUCGUGUCGAUCCUCGUCCUCGUCGGGCUGCCGCCGAAGGACGAGGACGGCACCUUCAACCAGUCGUAUUUCCUGUCCAGCUUCGCCGUGUUCCGCGUGGUGUUGUCUGUGCUGCUGUGCCUGUGGGGCAUGGGCGCCGUGGCGCAGUUGUGCCGCGACAACCACAUCAACCACAUGUUCAUCUUGCAGGCAGACGCGCGGGGCACGUGGAACGCGACGAUGGGCUUGUGA
This is a messenger RNA of Prorocentrum cordatum, 237 nucleotides long. The record is from the annotation of a GenBank genome assembly. NCBI's taxonomy places the organism in Eukaryota, Dinophyceae, Prorocentrales, Prorocentraceae.